AUGGAUUCCAUUUCCAUGAGAUACCAAGAAGAUCAAAAGUCACCAUCUUCUCUCCCUUCCCCCAAAACUCAAACCCCUUCCCCAAGACCCAUAACAAGAUCCGAACCCGGUAACUCAUACCCAACAACGUUCGUUCAAGCAGACACAACCUCUUUCAAACAAGUAGUUCAAAUGUUAACCGGUUCCUCGGAAACAUCAAAACAAGCUUCUUCUUCUUCUUCCAAACCAAACCACAACAUUCCUCCAAUCAACUCCAUACCUAAAAAACAACAACAAUCUGGUUUCAAACUCUACGAAAGAAGAAACUCACUUCAUAAAAACCUCAACAUCAACCCUUUAUUACCCAUUUUCUCCUCCACCUCGAACAACAUCAACAACUUCAACAACAACAACAACAACAACAGCAACAACACAUCUUUCUCACCUCGUACUAAACAAGAGAUCUUGUCACCUAGUAUCCUAGAUUUUCCUUCCCUUGUUCUCAGCCCGGUUACACCUCUUAUACCCGACCCGUUUGACCGAUCCGGAUCAACUAGAAGCUCUUGCUUGAACGCGGAAGCUGAAGACAAAGCGAUUAAAGAGAAAGGAUUCUUUUUACAUCCUUCACCAGUUUCAACUCCGAGAGAUUCUGAACCUCGUUUGCUUCCUCUUUUUCCUACGACUUCUCCUAGGGGUUCAGGUCCUUAUUCUGCAUCUUGA
Vicia faba (fava bean) is the source of this 699-nucleotide messenger RNA. Lineage: Eukaryota; Viridiplantae; Streptophyta; Magnoliopsida; Fabales; Fabaceae. The record is from the annotation of a GenBank genome assembly.